Acytostelium subglobosum LB1 is the source of this 237-nucleotide messenger RNA. RefSeq lists its product as hypothetical. The record is from RefSeq and is a predicted model, not a curated record. The coding region runs from base 1 to 237 and encodes 78 amino acids. NCBI's taxonomy places the organism in Eukaryota, Evosea, Eumycetozoa, Acytosteliales, Acytosteliaceae. The transcript has a single exon.
AUGUAUGGUCCCGAACGCCCUCCACCUCCUAGACCAAAGAUAUGUGUGACAACCUUCACCAAUCCUUUGACUGCCUCUGGCACUACCACUUCUGCUCAAGGUGAGAUUGGAAGGGAUCUGUUCAAGAACAUUGAGCUCCCAAGUAGUAUUCAAGACAAAGAUGGAUUCAUUGAAAUGAUGGUUGCAUUGUCACACAAUAUCGUGGCUAUCAACGAACAGGCCGAGAAGAAGAAGUAG